AGAUAAGAUAUUGAAUAAAAGGUUACUGUAUAAAGUGUGUACUUUAGUAGAGCAUCAACUUUGAACUGAGCUACACAUGUACAGCACAAAGAUGGGCUCGAAUGUGAAGAUUAUCGCCUUUGUGCUAUUGACAAUUUCAAUGUAUGGAGGUCUAUUCUUUGCUGUGUGGAAUCUACAUACUCAAAGUACAAACCAGCAGAACCAAAUCACAGAAUUGCAAAGUCUAAAAUCUGAGAAUGCAAACCUACAGAACCAAAUCUCUGAAUUGCGAGGCUUUGUCGGAGCUAAUCCAAACCCCCACUCGAGUGAUGAAGCCACGGUGAUGGACACACUAAAGCGACUAACUCGACAAUCCGGUUCCUCUCAAAGUGCUACUGAUCUACUUGCUGAUGCUCUGACAGAACUAAUUGAAAAGAAACUCUACACUAUAAUGGACUGUGAUAGAGAUGACGCUGAUAAUUUAACCGACUGUUCGCUCAAGCCAGGCUCAAAGGGGGACAAGGGAUGCCUGGGUGAUCAAGGUAAAGAAGGCUCUCAGGGAAUGAUCGGAGAGCCUGGGGUCAAAGGACACAUCGGCUACCCUGGUCAUAAAGGGGAGGUGGGUCCAAGGGGUCCUAUCGGCGAUCCCGGCCCAAUGGGGUACCGAGGGGUUAAAGGAGAUAUGGGCGAGAUCGGUCAACGAGGUGAGGCGGGGGUUAAAGGCGAGCGAGGUUUUAAAGGACAUUAUGGUUUCCCAGGACACAAAGGCGAGAGUGGCGGGCCAGGUGCCAAGGGGGUUAAAGGAGAUCGAGGCUUUGGAGGCAAUAAUGGACAAAAGGGAGAGAAAGGAAUGACGGGAGUGCCAGGUCCACCGGGACCUAUUCCCACUAUUCCCUCUGAGGCGUGUGGUGGUCUUGGAUGGAGGAAGGUGGCAUUCAUUGAUAUGACUGAUACUAGCCAAAACUGCCCUCAAGGACUAACACUGACUGGCUACUCAAAACGAUCAUGUGGUGCAGCACAUACAGGUAAUCACGCUUGUUCAUCAGUCACCUUUCCUGUUGGUGGAGGUCAAUACAGUCGAGUGUGUGGGAGAGCUAAGGCUUAUCACUAUGGGUGGCUACAUUCCUUUUAUGGGUAUAACCGUGCUUCACAUGGUAUCAAUGCACAGUACGUUGAUGGACUAAGCUUCACUCAUGGAACACCUAGGACACACAUUUGGACAUUUGGAGCUGGAUUAUAUCAACGUAGUGGUACUACCCAUGGAAACGAACGUUGCCCUUGUAGCCAAGGCAACACCUACAGCCCCCCUCCUUUUGUUGGUAAUGAUUAUUUCUGUGAGAGUGCCGUACAUUCUUUGUCUCCAAUUGGAAGUAACAUAUUUCAUGCUAAUGAUCCACUUUGGGAUGGUCAGGGCUGUAUCCAUGGCAACCCGUGCUGUCAGUUAAACAACCCACCAUGGUUUACCAAAACACUACCAACCCCCACAACUGAUGAUAUUGAAAUGAGAAUGUGCAUAUGGCAAACUGCAAAUGCUGGUAACAUUGCUCUUGAACAAAUGGAACUAUACGUCUACUGAUGAACUAGAGACACUGAACAUUGAUCUGACUCUGUUAGCUACUAGAUUGAUUUACAUACUGUAUCCGUAUAGCGGGUAUUUUCGUAUGGGAUAUUGUAGAGCAUUAUACGAAAAGAAUAUUCUACCGCAUUACGGUAGGUUCGCUCCACA
Molecule: messenger RNA, 1705 nt
Organism: Halichondria panicea
Lineage: Eukaryota; Metazoa; Porifera; Demospongiae; Suberitida; Halichondriidae
Exons: 1
Coding region: 77-1555 (492 amino acids)
Source: RefSeq, a predicted model, not a curated record